CCGUCAACAACUACAACGGAGUCGACAACAACUACAACGGAGUCGACAACAACUACAACGGAGCCGACAACAACUACAACGGAGCCGACAACAACCACCGCGCAGCCGACGACCACAACACUUCCAACAACAACUACAACGCAGCCGACAACAACCACAACACAGCCGACAACAACCACAACACAAGAACCAACAACAAAUCCGACUACAACCACAACGCGCCCGACAAAAACGACAAAGACGCCUACAUCAACAGUGACGGAGUCGACAACAAGUACAACAACAGAAGAUCGUCCGACCGUUUAA
Molecule: messenger RNA, 306 nt
Organism: Patella vulgata (common limpet)
Lineage: Eukaryota; Metazoa; Mollusca; Gastropoda; Patellidae
Product: integumentary mucin C.1
Exons: 3
Source: RefSeq, a predicted model, not a curated record